GGCGGAUCCACAACCUGGAAGUUGUGCGUUACGAAUGAACGGUUUUCUCUUUAAAACUGUUACAUGUCGAAGUAAUGUCAAGGAUAGUUCUUGAGCCGCUGUGUUAGCUUUCAAAGAUAACCGGAGCAUUUCUUCCUAACUGUAAAAUCCAAACGUGCAGGUAAGGUUCAGGUUCAGGUGAGUGAUGCCUGUAGAAUCCAGCAGUGACUGUCCCCAUCUGGAGUGUGUUGGAGAAAUCACCAAGGAUGAACUGAUCCACAAGUCACAUGGCCAGUGUCAAGACUGCAAGGUUGGAGGACCAAAUCUGUGGGCGUGUCUGGAGAACACCUGUGCCUAUGUGGGCUGUGGAGAAUCUCAUGCUGACCAUAGCACUGUCCACUCACAGGAGACGCGGCACAACCUGACAGUGAACCUGACCACUCUGAGGGUGUGGUGUUAUGCCUGUGGGAAAGAGGUGUUUGUGGAGCGUAAACUGGGCCCUCACUGCCCUGUCCCCAGCACCAAGACCCUCGCUUCACCUCAGACCAACAACACACAGUUCCAGGAGUGUAGCAGGGCGCAGGGCAGUCCCACUUCUCUGAGACUGCCCCCUACUAAUGGCUGUGAAGACCUGGGCAUGGAGACUGAGGAGGAGGAGGAGCUACGCGCCAGAGGUCUGACGGGCCUGAAGAACAUCGGGAACACCUGCUAUAUGAAUGCAGCCCUGCAGGCCCUCUCCAACUGUCCUCCUCUAACCCAGUUCUUUGUGGAGUGUGGAGGUUUGGUGAGGACAGACAAGAAGCCUGCUCUGAGUAAGAGCUACCAGAAACUGGUGUCAGACCUCUGGCACAAGAACAGGCCAUCCUAUGUGAUCCCUACCAAUCUGUUCCAGGGGAUCAAGGCUGUUAACCCCAUGUUCAGAGGAUACUCCCAACAGGACUCUCAGGAGUUCCUGCGCUGUCUGAUGGACCAGCUCCACGAGGAGCUGAAGGAGCCACUGGCCGAGCCCCCCGACAACGACCAACACUCGCACGCCAUCGCCAUGGACGACUGCCCCGAGGACGACAGCCGCAGCCAAUCCGACGGAGACUUCCAGUCGUGCGAGUCUUGCGGCAGCAGCGAGCGGGCGGACAACAAAGGCGGGAGCGGGGAUGGUCGGUCGGCGGCGGCGCCGUCGGGGGAGGUGUCUAACGAGGCAGAGAUGCUGAUCCCUGAUGUACCUGACUCCUCCCACUCCUCGCGUCAGACCAAUAGGGAGUGGCAGAAGGAGAAGAACCUGAUCAACAACCUCUAUCGGGGGUCAGGGGGCGCAGGGUUGUCAGGGGGAGACCUGUAUAAAGACGUGGAUACCACUUCCGAGGCCGUGCCCACCAUCAGUAACCAGGGAGCCAUCAAGGUCCAGAUACAGGGAAGCAUGGCUGACUCAUUCCCCGAGGUGGUCUCCAGCAGCACCCGACCCCAGACCCCAGUCCCCAUGGAAGGACACUCCUUCACCAAGAUGUCCUCCAGUCCACCCAGGAACAACUGUGUCUGGCCAGGAAUCUCCUCCAACCAUCUGAAAAUGACCUCGUUUUCCUCACCGAAGAGCAAGCGUCAGAAGAAGUUCCGUAGUGUGAUAUCAGACGUGUUUGACGGGACCAUUGUCAGCUCAGUGCAGUGUCUGACCUGCGAUAGGGUGUCAGUGACCCUUGAGAACUUCCAGGACCUGUCCCUGCCCAUCCCAGGUAAGGAGGACCUGGCUAAACUCCACUCCUCCUCCCAUCAGACGUCUCUGGUCAAGGCUGGCUCCUGUGGUGAGGCCUACGCUGCUCAGGGAUGGGUCGCCUUCGUCAUGGAAUACAUCAAGAGCUGGUUCUGGGGUCCUGUGGUGACCCUACAGGACUGUCUGGCUGCCUUCUUUGCCCGGGACGAGCUGAAAGGAGACAACAUGUACAGCUGUGAGAAAUGCAAGAAAUUACGGAACGGAGUGAAAUUCUGUAAAGUUCAGAGUGUUCCUGAGAUCCUGUGCAUCCACCUGAAGCGGUUUAGACACGAGCUGAUGUUCUCCAUUAAGAUCGGGACUCACGUCUCCUUCCCAUUGGAGGGCCUGGACCUGCAGCCCUUCCUGGCCAAGGAUAGCUCCGCCCACACCACCUCCUACGACCUGCUGUCCGUCAUCUGUCACCAUGGCACCGCCAGCAGUGGUCACUACAUAGCCUACUGCAGGAAUGACCUGAACAACCUCUGGUAUGAGUUUGACGACCAGAGCGUCACGGAGGUGUCAGAGUCCUGCGUCCAGAACGCUGAGGCCUACGUCCUGUUCUACAAGAAGAGCAACGAGGAGGCGCUGAAGGAGAGGAGGAGGGUGACCGGUCUACUGAACAUGACAGAGCCCAGUCUGCUACAGUUCUACGUCUCCAGACAGUGGCUCAACAAGUUCAAGACCUUCGCUGAGCCUGGACCCAUCUCCAACGACAACUUCCUCUGUUCACACGGAGGUGUGCCGCCUGCCAAAGCAGCGUUCAUUGAUGAUCUGGUCGUGAUGCUGCCUCAGAACGUGUGGGACCACCUCUACAGCAGGUAUGGAGGCGGGCCUGCUGUCAACCACCUGUAUGUGUGUCACACGUGCCAGACGGAGAUUGAGAAGUUGGAGAAGAGACGCAAGACUGAGUUGGACAUGUUUGUCCGGCUGAACAAGGCGUUUCAGGAGGAAGAAUCUCCAGUGGUCAUCUACUGCAUCAGCAUGCAGUGGUUCAGAGAGUGGGAGAGCUUCGUCAAGGGAAAGGACAAUGAUCCACCAGGACCGAUCGAUAACUCUAAGAUCGCAAUCAACAAGAACGGCCAUCUAACACUCAAACAAGGGGCUGACUCUGGGCAGAUCUCUGAGGAGACCUGGAACUUUCUCCACUCCAUGCACGGAGGGAGGUCCGGUGACACGGUCCGACAUGUCGUCUCUCACCCCUGA
Messenger RNA from Oncorhynchus nerka (sockeye salmon), 2923 nucleotides. It is a transcript of the gene usp33, whose product is annotated as ubiquitin specific peptidase 33. Lineage: Eukaryota; Metazoa; Chordata; Actinopteri; Salmoniformes; Salmonidae. The transcript is spliced from 23 exons. Gene Ontology annotation, cellular component: cytoplasm. Gene Ontology annotation, biological process: protein deubiquitination. Gene Ontology annotation, molecular function: cysteine-type deubiquitinase activity; zinc ion binding. Bases 185 to 2923 code for a protein of 912 amino acids. The record is from RefSeq and is a predicted model, not a curated record.